AUGGAGAAGUCUGCGGGUCAGGCUCGCAUCUUUGACAGCAACGAGCGGUCUAUUCUCAGUAAAGCAGUCGUCAAGCAUGGUUGUGCCGGCUGGAACGGUGUUUCUGCACAACAGACUCAUAUCAGGACCUGUGAUCUCGAACUACCCCGUGGCCACGGCAAAUACUUCGAAGUCAGAUACUUCUUGAAUGUCAUUGUAGCCAGCGGGCACACGUCAGUCUUGCCGUCACUAUCACCGAUCAAGCUGACUCCCUGCAGAAAGCUCGUCACCGUCCAACUACCAAUCGUACUCAUCCACAUGAACUCUCUCGAUGUGGUCCCCAACUCCGUCGCCCAAGUCGCCAUGGCCAUCGAAGAAAAGCGCACAGCCCGCCAUUCUCCACCGCGUCUAGGCCGCCGCCCAUCCCAAUCCGUGCAAGGCCGUGCCUUCGCAGCACCACGCAUGCAAUCUCUAGAACGUAUGCGCGCACGCGACGAAGCCAUCCAAGAACUCGGCCAAGCCCUCGAGCAAAGCCCCCGUAAAUACGGUCUUCGUCGCGCAAACUCCAACUUCGACUACCGCACCCCGCCUUCCAAUCGUAAAGGCAGAAUCCUAGGCGACGGCGAAGCAGCAGAUCUCCAAGACCGUCUGCGCCGUGUAAGGUCAAACGAGACGAUUGGAUCGCGACCCCCAACUCUACACUGCGUCAAUUCUACACGGUCCAGACGAGGCGCUGCAUCAGCAUUUGGAUUCCGAGAAGCAGAGGUUCGAGAGGACAUUGAACUUGGGGGGUUGGGUGCAUCGGGUGAUGGGCCCUUGAAGGAGAGGUUGGAGAGAACUAGUGAUCGACAGUAUCGGUUCAGCAAGAAGAAGAGCGUGGAGAAGUGGAAGGGCGUGGCGAAUGUGGGGGUUGGGUGGUUGAAGGGGAAUGGGGUGAAGGAUGAAAGGGAAAGGGAGGGAUGGGUGUGA
This is a messenger RNA of Alternaria arbusti, 948 nucleotides long. RefSeq lists its product as uncharacterized. Bases 1 to 948 code for a protein of 315 amino acids. The transcript is spliced from 3 exons. The record is from RefSeq and is a predicted model, not a curated record. NCBI's taxonomy places the organism in Eukaryota, Fungi, Ascomycota, Dothideomycetes, Pleosporales, Pleosporaceae.